CGUCAGCCAGCGUCGCCGCCCGCGCUCCGGCUUUGUUACGCCAGGCGGGCUCUGCAUCACUUCUGCGACAGCCCCCCGCCGGUCCCGCCCCCAGCGCGUCCGUCACCCAGGGCAACUGUCGCCCUCGCCUCCCCGCGGAGACUUAGCUGUCCCGGGGCCUUGCAUCCCGUGGGGCCCACAGAAGGGUGUGAGCGGCCGCCGCCGCUGCCCCGCCUCCGGGGCGAGGCCCCAGACCACUCCACAGGCGGCAGAGCGACAGGCCCCGCCGGGUCGGAAAGGAAGCUGCCCUCCGAGGCGGGAAGGCGAAAGCUUGAGGAAAAGACCGCCAACAUUCUGUUUUAGUAGUGGAGCGUCUUAAUCCAGUUUGAACACCAGUGUUACCGAGGAGCACCUAGCUAUCUGAUUUCUUUCAUUUCCUCUGAUCUCAUAUUGGAAACGAUUAGGAUGUCCAAAGAUAUUUGAACUUCCAUAGCUCAGCUCUUGAUCUCAGGGCUGUGAGUUCAAGCCCUGCGUCAGGCUCCAUGCUGGGUGUGGAGCCUACUAAAAUCAAAAACAAAAAUAAAAAGGAUGACAACUUUCCUAACUCUUUGGCUGAUUAUAAAUGCCAAGCUGCAUUUUUCAACCUGGACAAGCAUCAGUGAAGGCUGGACAGUAUCGCGUUCAUCAUCAUUCCUGCUGAGACCAUUACCACUGUGAACGGUACCAGUGUGCUGGGGCCGCCUUCACAUAGGACAAUAGACCAAAGACCAUGGGGAAGCUUAACCAGCAGAAAUGGAUUGUUUCACCGUUCUGGAAGCUGGAAGUCUGAAAUCAAGGAAGAAGAUGUUAAAAACCUUCAGCCCCAAUCACAGUAAUGGAUCUCUGUCAGAAAAAUGAGACGGAAUCAGAAAAUAGUGAAAAUAAUGAAAUUCACAGCCCAGAAGAAACAGAAUUAACCUAUACUUGCCCGGAUGAAAGAAGUGAAAAGAAUCAUGUUUGUUGUCUUCUCAGUAUCAGUGACAUUACGCUUGAACAAGAUGAAAAAGCCAUGGAAUCUGUCAUUGGAACGGGGUGGGAAGAAGCUGUCCAAGGCUGGGGAAGGACUUCUCCAACUGCCUGCAUCUGGCCCAGGAAGAAGCUUAAAAAGGCGAGGGUGGGAGAAGGUGCCGGUAGCUGCUUACUCUGUGGCAGUCUCUCCCAAGGGAGCGCUGAGGCCAGGCCUCAGGUGGAGGCGGAGAAGUUGGGGUCAGGGGCUCCUGCUGAGGUGGGUCUGGAGAAGGAUCAAGGCAGCCCCUCCCAGACUCGGGGAAACUCUCUGGGCUCCACCACCGCCACCUCCAGGGAGGUUAGCAAGAUCUGCUUUCCUCGCUGCGGUCAGGGAGAGAAAAAGAGUCUGCAAAUAAAGGAGUUUAUGUGGUGCAAGGAAGACUGGGCCACCCCUGAGGCUCUUAGGGGCAAGGACCCCAGAAGCCCCAGCAGAGGUCCCUCCAUCUCAGACUCCUUGACUUCCAGGGCCCUUUUAGUUCUGCCUCCCCUGAAGGCUUCACUCCCAAAUGGCUUGGAUGUUCUGGGUAAGAAGAGUAAGAACUUCUUGCAGCCGGAGGAGAAGGUGCUGAGUGUGGAAAAGGAUGAGUGUGUGGCUUGUGCAUAUGGGUUGAAAACAGUUGAUGGGAAAGGUGAAAAGAGACCCAUUGAGCUGGCCAAUCACCUCAAGGUCAAUGACACACUGCCUUUUCCUCCCCGGGUGGCCCCGACAUCCCUGCUGGCGCAUCAGGAGCGGUGCUGCCUGCACUGGUCCCUCCUGCCUGAGAAAAACCUGGUGUGCCCUCCUGACCCCAGCAACGUGCGCUAUCUCGCCACCGUGCGGCUUUUGCAGAAACACGGAGUACAGAACUACAAAGCCAAAUUCAAAGCCAGGGAGCCAAGGCCUCCCGUCAACACUCAAAAGUGCAUUCUCACAGAGGCCAAGCAGGAACACAGGCCCCAAACGUUGGAGACCAAAGUGUUCCCGAGAACUCUCUUGCCGUCCCUCACCGUGAGCAGAGUUGUCAUUCCUGUCUCUGCUCACAGACUGCUCUGAGUUGCCACAAUAGAAUUCCCUGGGAAUCAGCACUGUUUGAAUUCAUUGAUCCUCUCCCUGUCUCUUCUCUGCCCUGUCCCAUCCUUUCUUUUCUUCUCUUCUUCCAUACUCUUACCACGCACCCACCCUCCCCUUGCCUUUUUUUUUUUUUUUUUUUCCAGUAGAACCAGGGGAAAUGGAACUUCAUGGUCUGAGUUUUGAUUUAUUCUCAAAACCCUCAUAUUUAUGUGCCCUGCUUCCGUUGCUGAGCCAUUUACAAAAUGCAAACUGUAGAGCCAGUGUCAGCCUCUGCCUGCCUUAUCUCUCUACUCCCCCUAGAAGCCAAGUGCAUGGUGGGGACUCUGAAGGGCCUCCCUCAGUGAUGCCCUUGGCAGCCCCGUGCCAGUUGGCAGGGACUCGCUCUGCCCCACUCUGGUGCCCUAAGCUAAGUGUAAGUGCUUAUUUUCGAUCAAAUUGUAUCCUGAUCUUUUGAACCAGGCAAAUAUCUGUCUGUUGAUUUCUUUUCUCUUGCAACAAAGAUCUGAAACAUUGUUUUAAUAGAAAACUCCAGCCUGUGUCCAAAUAAAUAUCCUUCUGUCCGAGGCAUCAUAUGCUGAUACCCAUGGAUAUAUCAUAUCCACUACUUGCUACAUAUCUCAGGGUUUCAUAUGCUUAUGUGAUAGCCUCAUGCUAGUCUCCAGGUCUGCAAAAGUUUUAGCUACAGCUCUAUAAGGUCCAUCCUGGGAAGCAGGUUAAGAAUAAUUAUUUGAACAGAAAAGUCAGUGUAAUUAUAACUGUCACCCCACAAGCUUCCUCCAGCCUUACUUUACAUCUAAUUUCUGGGAACUUACAACCCCACACAGACACUUGUGGAAUAGGGGUGUCACUUUCUCCUUCUGCCCUUCUUCUUCUCUCAUUUUACCUAUUCAAUGCCUAUUUCCUGAAUUUGUAUAUAAACAUUUGUAAAUGAGUUAUGUUUUAAGUGCCAAGUAAAAAUGCUAUGUAGAGAAGUGCUCUGAAAAACCAUUUUGUAAUAUGAAUAACCAUUUAGCCACUCUGUAAUUACAUAGUUUGCAUUUGCUUAAGUAGGUUGUACUUGAACUCUGGACUUCCUGUCCCCUAAAUGAUGGGUAGACAGAAUAUAUGACUGUAUUUCUAAACACCUGCUUUCCACAAUUGGUCUUUGUAAUGCCUUUUCUCUUAGUUUUAGAUUUCUUUAUUGUUUUGUGAUUUAUUUACAAAACACCAGAAAUGCAGAAAUGAUAAUAGUACAAUGGUCAUUAAAAAGGUGUGUUUUGCCUGUU
Mustela lutreola (European mink) is the source of this 3342-nucleotide messenger RNA. It is a transcript of the gene C16H16orf46, whose product is annotated as chromosome 16 C16orf46 homolog. The record is from RefSeq and is a predicted model, not a curated record. The coding region runs from base 854 to 2059 and encodes 401 amino acids. The transcript is spliced from 6 exons. NCBI's taxonomy places the organism in Eukaryota, Metazoa, Chordata, Mammalia, Carnivora, Mustelidae.